This is a messenger RNA of Helobdella robusta, 1176 nucleotides long. RefSeq lists its product as hypothetical. The transcript has 4 exons. Bases 1 to 1176 code for a protein of 391 amino acids. NCBI's taxonomy places the organism in Eukaryota, Metazoa, Annelida, Clitellata, Rhynchobdellida, Glossiphoniidae. The record is from RefSeq and is a predicted model, not a curated record.
AUGUCCACGAAAGUUGAACUGCCAACUCUUCAGGGAGAUCUCAUUGCCAAUUUGGUAUCGAUGAAUUUAAGUGGAAAAUUUAAAGGGCAAGAAAUCAAAGAACUAAGUCAAUCUUUUAUUGAGUAUCUCGUUAACUCUAAAAAGAUUAAUAUUGUCUUUGGACAGCAAUGUGGUUUUCGAAUGUCUCAGAUACCUAAAAACUGCGAGUUUGUUGGUAAUCAACGCGCAUUGAUAAUUUACAACAAAAAGUUUACUCAGGCUAACGAUGAAACACAGUACAGGCAUUUCUUGAGAGACCUGGAGAUGAGAGGUCGUCUCGCACGUUUCUACUUGCCUGAAACCAAUUAUGCACUUUGUAAAAUGAAAUCGAAAAUGAUACAUGAUGUUAGUUUUUUGGCAAUGUCGUGGAUGACUGACGAAACAAAGGACACACUCCUUUGCCUUAAUUUGUUGAGAAAGGUCUUGAGCUUUACUGCAAAUUUGUGUGCUAUUGAGGAGAUGCCCGUUAUCAUCGGCGGAACUUUUCGAUUGACUCUAGAUGAGAUCAAAUCGGUCGUGUAUAAUGAGUUUGAAGGGUUUCGAUGUUACGGCUAUAAAACUACAAAAAGCCGCCGACAAGCACGUAUGUGCGACGUAUUCAUCAGCUGUCCUCCACUCAAAUUAGAUGAAGUUAAACCAAUUGUUUGCACAAAAAUUGACGGACGCUUAAAUAAAAACCACGCUAUGUCGAAAUGGUUUAAUCCUGAAGAGGCAUUUUAUUGGGAUCCGGUUUUUGCCAAAAUGAAUUUGAGAUCUGGCACAUCUAUAGUGAGUUCUCCAUCAUCUCCUCGUGCUAUUUCACCAUUUUUCAUGGAAAACAUGGAUUGCAAAGGGGAUGUCAUCAUUUCGGAAUGCCCUUACUCUUUAAACAAGCGAGAGACAUUUGAUUCAGCUGAGCACACUCUCAAACUUUUGUUAGCCGAAAGCGAACGUAUUAAAGAGUUAGUAAACGAAGCAGAGGUAAAAUCAAGGCAAAUUUUGAAUAACUCCCAGUCUGCAAAUCAGCAAAACGGUGACCUCGUUGAAGCCACGAAACAAAAUGCAUUAGAAAGCAAACCGUUAGUCAAGGUUCCCAGUUAUGUCGAUUUGUAUGACGAAGAACUGAUUGAAACUAAUAAAUUUUGCUACCUACAGUGA